Anopheles moucheti is the source of this 1164-nucleotide messenger RNA. RefSeq lists its product as uncharacterized. The record is from RefSeq and is a predicted model, not a curated record. The coding region runs from base 1 to 1164 and encodes 387 amino acids. Gene Ontology annotation, molecular function: protein binding. The transcript has 7 exons. NCBI's taxonomy places the organism in Eukaryota, Metazoa, Arthropoda, Insecta, Diptera, Culicidae.
AUGCUACUCUUAUUUCCAGAACUAGGCGAGCAACAGGUUGAGAUACCUUUAUUCCGUACCGAAGAGGGACGAUACUUAGCUACAUCUCUGGGCGAUCCGCUCAUCAAGGGACUAACGGAGGUAGCGAAUAAACGGCCACCCGAUCCAGUCAUCUACCUAGCAAACUAUUUGUUCAAUUUUGCCAAUCAAAAACCCAAAACGGGACGCAAGGAAACGGACAACGAUUCCAACAAUAACUUCAUUGAAGGAUCCGUUAAGCAACCGGCUGAGAAGGAGUUGGAAAGUUCGGGCAACCAACCGAACCGACCGGAUCCGGUGCAAGUUCCAGUCGCAACACAACCGAUGGAACCAAACGUUAGAGAUGAAAGCCAACCAUCACCUGAGGAGCCGGAUAUCAUACCGGCACCUUCCGAUGAACGGGAUGAGCAUGGUCAGAGCAUGUUGCAUUUUGCUUGUGCCCGCUCACACGGUAGGAAUGCGCUUAUCCAAUUGAUUGAAGAGUCCGCUAUAAACGUAACUUAUCGCGAUGAGCUGUAUCGUACGGCUAGGGAUGUUGCACUGCAAGCAACUCAACCAGAUAAUGCCAAAGAAAUUGAUCGCUACAUUAUCGGACUGGUGGCAAAAGGUGAUCUGGACGCGCUGAAUAAUAUGCUCCUGGAAGGAUAUGAUCACAUCAUGGACAUUGUAGCUCCGGACGGGACCACUAUCGAGAAAGUAGCUAGCGAUCGUGGGCAUCAGGAAAUUGUCCGAUUUUUGGAAGGAAUACGUACAUUUGAGGAAAAUCGUGAAAAUUUGCUGGGUGCCAUAAGGCAGAAAAAGUUUGAAGCCGUUGUUAAUCUCACGAAAUUAGCAGACGGUGCCAAGCUUGUAAGAGCAAAGAAUUAUUACGGACGGUGCUCGUUGCACAUAGCCAUACUGAUGGAAAACGAAGAUAUGGUCGAUUAUUUGGCUACCAAUUUUAAGGGGGCACUCAAAAUUGGAGAUAAUCUGGAACGCACACCUUUGCACUAUGCCAUGGGGGUGAGCAACGUGGAAGCGUUGAGUCGCAUUUUGAUUAAAAAUGGCGCCAAGCGUGUACUGAAGGAUUUGAAAGGGCGCCAGCCGAGUUACUAUUUCAUGAACAAGGCAGACAUUUUACGUUUACAGGAGGAGGAAAAGGAAUGA